Molecule: messenger RNA, 2902 nt
Organism: Carassius auratus (goldfish)
Lineage: Eukaryota; Metazoa; Chordata; Actinopteri; Cypriniformes; Cyprinidae
Exons: 5
Coding region: 5-1888 (627 amino acids)
Source: RefSeq, a predicted model, not a curated record
CCUCAUGAAUAUGGUCUCCUUAUGGCGCUAUCCACCUCAGCCUGAGCUUAUAGAGACAAACACUGGCCUUCCAUCACCCAAAUACUUCCAACUCCAUCCCUUUUUCAUUUGGAAACCUGAGCACAGUAUAAUGGAAAGGCUUAGGAACAAUUACAUCCUGCCUUGUCUUUACAGAUGUCAAAAUCCAAAUGUUGUGUCCUCUGGUGUGGGAAGACCCAGAGUGAUCCUUGGUAUUACUGGGCAAUUUUACAUCCUUGCUUCACGUCUGUGUUGUAAGGCAUGCAAAAGAUACUGGUUUGCUGAUAAACCUCAGUGGCUGGACAUUCUACCACAGCGAUUCAGAAACAUCUUGCCAGCCUUCCUCACCCAUAAGAAGGCAAUCUGUAAAACAGUGAUGGAUGAACUGAGGCGCUCUGGAAAAUCCCCUAAUGACAUGGCCAACCAGCUGUCUGAGGUGCUUCACCUUAAAUUUGAAAGAGCACAUCUGGCUUACCUUCUCAGUGUGCAGAAUGUCAGGGAUGCUGAAGCAGGGCUGUAUGGUCAGAAAACCAUCACUGGGGCACUGAGGAAGGAUGACACACCUGCACCGUUUGGGGAUUACGGAGACACUGAUGGGUGGAAUGGGGUGUAUGUCUCUGCACACUAUUUAAUAGAGUGCCUCCUUCAUGAAUAUCAGCGUCAGGAAGCAGCUCUCACUCAGCUCCUACAAGGCACUUUUGGACAGGUGUUCAGGUCAGAUCACACACGCAAAGUUGCUAGAAAAGUGACCCUCUUAUCUGGCACGAUGUCAUCCUAUGCUGUGAUGAACGAAAACUGGAUGAUUCUGUUCUGGGUGAUGCUGCAGAGUGAAAGUGAGCAGUCAUUGGAGUCAAUGUACUGUGGGCUAUCCAAUCGCUACAGUGUUGCUGGUAUUCCCAAGGCCAAGUACCAGUGGGUGGACAGGGACUGCUGUGCCGCUUUCAGAGUGAUGGACCCAGGACCUUAUGAGCACCAGCAGUGGGAAGCCUGGAGGACCACAGAAGCUACUGUGGCAGAGGUUACAUCAGGAAACCUCAAGAAUUUACAUGCCGCUUGCAGGAAGUUCAACGAGGACAUGGUUGUUAAACUGGACUUGUUUCACUGUAUGCGGCGGUUCACCAGGGAGUGUGUUUCGGAGCACCAUCCUCUGUAUGGCUCUUUCUGCCAGUUCCUCUCUUCUGCCUUCUCUGUAGUUGAUCAGGGUGACCUGGAGAAACUGAAGAACGCAUACAGAUUUUGUGGUAUCGAGCCUUCUAAUCCCACCAAGCUGCACAUCAGAGAGCAUUGUAGGACAAAAGUGCCACAUCCCAGAGAGCUGGUUCAAUGGGUGGAAGAAGUGUUACACCAUUUCUAUCUGGCAAAGGAUCCCAACAACAUCUUCCUUUUCAAACCCUCAAUGUUAAAAUUAUGGUGGAUUCAGCGUAUCCACAUCCUUAGAGGCUGCCUGAGUGAUCCUGAGGUGGAGGAAGGAAUCCUCUACAGAUAUGGUGGAACCCUACAGCUGAAUCAUGUCAAGGGUGAUGGAGCUGCUGUGCCCAUUUGGAUCCCUGUGAGAGGCACUUCACAGCAGGAGGGGUUUCAUUUCCACCAGGCUCAGUGGGUAACGGGCAAUCGUGUCUCUCCUGAGUUGUUCCAGGCACAGGGUAUGACUGGUGUGGCACGCUGGAAUUAUCAGCGGCUGGUGGACCUGAAGCAGCCUGGGGUUGUCUUACCUGGAGUGUUUGACCCUGUUUUGAUGAGAGUUAAACAGGGCAUCUAUAAGUGUGACAGGGCAACCCAAAUAUCCAGCCUUGCACAUCUCCAGCAGGGACACAGGAGAGAGGUUUGGCCUGCAAUAUGUGGAGCCAGGUUGUCGACCUGUGCCUCUUGACUUUGACAAGCACAAAAGCAGGAAGACAGACCUAGGAGAUGUGGAGAUGCAAGAGGAGUCUUCAUCUGGCAUUCCGUUCUCAUUCCCAUCUCAGGAAUGCUUAAAGGAUACCUCUUCUGCUGAGACCCCUCUUGCUGCAGAACCAGAGGCUACCUCACAGGCUGUCAUUUUUCACCAGUUUCCUACACCAAGUGCUGUGACAGUGAAGGAACAAACAUCAGAGGAGUGUCUUUUAGUUGGAGAACUCCCAAGCACAUCACCACUGCCUGUAGCUGCUUCUCCCUGUGCUGCUCGCACUGGACCUAUUAAGACCGGUGGGCGAGUUUUUGUGUUAAACCAUAAUAGAUGGACGGAUCCAAUGAGAAAUAUCAUUGAUGGUUGCAGUUAUGGCAGCGUCUUCACUCAGCCAGUGAAACAAUCAGUGUCCCAGUGACAGUACUGGCACCUGCCCCAGUCAAUCCACCUGCAAAGGCUGUUCCUGAGGCUGUCCCUCUGGACCAGACAGCAUUCGAGAAGAUGGUGAAGGACAUCAUAGAGAAGCAGCAGGCAGUUCAGCAGCAACAACAAUUGCAGGUGCUGCAAAAAAAGCAAACCAGAUCCUGUUUAGCCUGUGGCCAGCCUAAGUCUCGAUACAUGGGUGAUGGCUCCUCAAUACAUUUCUUCUAUCAAGAUUUUGCAGAGACUCCUUUUUUUCAGCGGGAACUGGAGGCCUCUAAGCAGAGAGGGACAGAAAGGAAGAGGGUCACUGAUGAGAGAAGCAAGCGGAAGUCAGCAGUGGAGCAUCCUACUGGUCGUCUGUGCAGAUUCUGCCACCUGCCACUGAAACAAGGACCCAACAGUCCUCAUAUUCACACUAGUUUACCUGGAGUGGCAGGCAAAUACAUUUACUGUCCUGCUAAAGUGUUUUCUCUUUAUCAGGCUCAGGGAAUGAGAGCAGAAAUGCCAUGGAGAGACUUUCAGCAGUCUCCAUUCUAUGAGACUGAGAAGCAGAGGUGGAUAAACGAAAAAAAAAAA